Molecule: messenger RNA, 2228 nt
Organism: Amphiprion ocellaris (clown anemonefish)
Lineage: Eukaryota; Metazoa; Chordata; Actinopteri; Pomacentridae
Gene: enpp6
Product: ectonucleotide pyrophosphatase/phosphodiesterase 6
Exons: 8
Coding region: 71-1399 (442 amino acids)
Source: RefSeq, a predicted model, not a curated record
GGCAGCUGUCUGCUCACAUCCAUCCACAGCUCACUGAAGCCGCUGCAGCGGAGCACGAGGCGACGGAACCAUGUCUCCCGGACACACGGCCGCGUGCGUCCUGCUGUGUGCGCUGCUCGGUGCGGAGCCGCACAGUCUCGCCGCUCGACCGCUGCUCGUGUUCUUAAUUGACGGAUUCCGCUAUGACUACAUGGAUGAACUCCACGAACUACCCGGAUUUCGCGAGCUGGUGGAAAACGGGGUGAAGGUGGACUACUUGACGCCAGACUUUCCGAGUCUGUCAUAUCCCAAUUACUACUCUUUAAUGACAGGCCGUCACUGCGACACUCAUCAGAUGACUGGAAACUACAUGUGGGAUGAAGUCUCCAAGAAGGAGUUUUUGAUUGGGACUAAUCCUGACAGCCGGUUACCUCUGUGGUGGGAUGGAUCAGAGCCACUAUGGGUGACCUUGCAGAAGCUAGGAAAGAAGGUUUUCAUGUACUACUGGCCUGGCUGUGAGGUGGAAAUUCUAGGUGUCCGUCCAUCAUUCUGUGAGGAAUACGUCUACAACCCAUCAGAGAAAAACCUGACAGAGUCAAUAAGUAACGCUCUUGACAUCUUGAGGUCAGGUGAAGCAGACAUGGCAGCAAUAUAUUAUGAGAAAAUAGAUGUGGAGGGCCAUCACUUUGGUCCAAACUCUCACCAGGUCAGAACAGCUGUGCGACAACUGGAUCUUGCCAUGCAGACACUCAACAACAAAAUCAAAGAGACAAACAUGGUAAACCAACUGAACAUUGUACUAUUUUCUGACCAUGGUAUGACAAAGAUCCAGUGGAUGGAAAAAGUCAUAGAGCUGGACAAAUAUAUCAGCAUGUCAGACAUUGUCAAGAUGAUGGACAAAGGACCAGUGGUCAGUCUGUGGCCCCAAGAGGACAAGUACCAAAAGGUGUAUGCUGCAUUGUCCCAGGUCCCUAACAUGCGUGUCUAUGCCAGACAGGACAUCCCUGAAAGAUUCCAUUACAAAAGAGGAAAGUUUGUGUCGCCCCUGACACUAGUGGCUGAGCCAGGCUGGUUUAUCACUGAGAACAAGACAAAACUCCCUUACUGGAAAAAUGGUUCUGGGGAGCCCUCAGCAUGGCAGAAUGGCUGGCAUGGUUAUGACAAUGAGUAUCUCGACAUGAGAGGCUUUUUCUUGGCAACAGGACCUGAUUUCAAGCGGAAUGUUCGGGCAGCUCCAAUUCGAACAGUAGAUGUCUACAACUUGAUGUGCUGGACGUUAGGAGUGGAUCCUUUACCCAAUAAUGGGUCCUGGGCUCGGGUAGAGUACCUGCUGAAUGACUCUGAUGGUCUGUUUCAGUCAGCAACCUCCUGGACCUGCUGUAUGAGUUUGCUAGGGGUACUGUUGGCAACGUGCAGCUAAACAUUUAACAGUUAAGGGUUUUAUAGCAUCUACUAGUAUAGUAGCUAGAGACAGUUUGCUGGAAACAGUACCUCAAAUCAUCUAUCUAUCUAUCUAUCUAUCUAUCUAUCUAUCUAUCUAUCUAUCUAUCUAUCUAUCUAUCUAUCUAUAUAAUCAUAGUAAAAUGUCAUAUUAAUAGCAAAAAUGAAAAGUACUUGACAUGCAGAGAUGUAGCAUGUCAGCAGGACUGUAACUUUAUUUUACAUAAAAUGUUUUCAAGUCACAAAGUGUAAAUCUCUACUCCCUUUUUUGGCCUUUCUUUUUAGAGAGCAGUCUUCUCCAGAAAAUAGUGCUGCGUAUUAGCAAAAUCCCUGCAAGAUCAGAAAAUCAUUGUAGAAAUAACAGAACAGCACUUGUAAAUUGAUAGAUUACAUACAGUAAAGAAUGCCGAUGUUGUCUCCUUUUAAAAUGGGUAACAUCUAGAAUAGAUAAUAUGCAGUGACAUAUACCGAUCAGACAAACAUUAUGACCACCUGCCUAACGUUGUGUUGGUCAGUGGUCAUAAUGUUGUGCCUGAUUGGUGUAAGUUGUACUGUUAAAUGGUAAAGGGCAAACACCUGUAGGAGAUAUUUAGGAACCUUAACAUUUCCAGUCACUUUUCUUUUUUUCCAUUGCUUGGCCACUUUUGCAUCUUGCAAACUUGGUCUGUACUGGAUGAUUAUUCCAGCUGAGAUCCCUUAUUUUGAAAUCAUUUUUAAUUGAGUGGCUUGUUUUUUGUUAAGUGUAUGUAUGAUACACUUUUUUGUGAAAAGUCAUCUAUAAAUAAAUUCUCUUUUUUUUCAAAACACAA